AUGGUUCGACAGGCGCGCAAGUGCGAGGUCGAUUGGUUGCGCCGGCAGGAGGUGUACGAGAAGCGGCCACUGCAGGAGUGCAGGAAAGUCACAGGGACCAAUCCUAUCAAGCUGUUGUGGACAGUCACAAACAAGGGCGACAACGUACGUCCCAACUACAGGUCGCGGAUCGUUGUCCGGGAGAAGAGAGGCAAAGGCGAGGAAGGCCGGGCGCUGCCGGCAGCCUUGCUCUUCUCUGCGAUGCCACCGCUGGAGGCGGUGAAAAUCCUCAGUGCCAGGAUGGUCCAGGAAAGGGUAAGUUCCAGAGGGCAGCCUCUCGGAAUGAGAUUCUUCGACGUUUCCCGUGCACACUUCUAUGGCAAGGCGGAGAGGCCUGUGUACAUAGAGCUCCCGGAGCAGGAGCAAGACGGAAUCCAUUGUGGAUUAUUGAAGAAGUCCAUGUAUGGGACUCAAGACGCGUCAGCAAUCUGUCAGUGGGACUACACAGGAGUGCUAGAGAGUGAUGGUCAUGUGGCGGGCAAAGCCAAUCCAGCGCUCUUCUACAACAGUCGGGAUGACUGCCGCUCGUUGGUACACGGAGAUGACUUUUGCGCACUAGGUGGCGUCGCGGCGCUGGACCAGAUCGAGAAGGCGCUCAGAUCCAAGUGUGAUCUGAAGGUGACGGGAAACCUCAAGUUGGGCACAGGAGAGGAGCAGGAGGUGAUCUUCUUGAACAGGGUGCUCAGGGUCGCGGGCAGCCCCGGCGACGAGAGGUUCGAGAUCGAAGCAGACCCGCGACGCGCAGAGAUGAUCGCGAAGGAGCUUGGUUUAGGAGGAAGUUCUGCGAAGUCCCUGGACACGCCGGGACUCAAGAAGGAGGAAGCAGACGAGCAGGAGCGAGAGUCAUCACCUCUUCUCGUAGGUGAGGAGGUGAAACGCUACAGGGGCGUCACCAUGCGAGCUGCAUAUAUUUCGCCUGAUCGAGCUGAUCUCGGUGAUGCAGUCAAUAAUCUAGCGAAGUGCAUGCAGUCUCCACGGCAGGUGGACAUGGUUCGGCUAAAGAGGCUAGGAAGGUAUCUGAAAGGUCGCCCGCGGGUGGUUCAGACGUACAGGCGGGAUCUGAGAAUCACGGCUGGCGAACCUGUCAACAUCCUCGUCAUGGUUGAUUCAGACAACGCAGGGGACAAGAUAUCGCGAAGGUCCACAGUCGGACAAGUGGCCACUGAACUUCGCUACUGCGCGCUUCGCUACACUAAGCUUGGGCGGAUCGCCACGCUCCGCUACCUUGAGGCGUGCUGUGGCCUCGUCCUGCUUGAGUACCAAGCCGCUGGGCGCCUCGCCGUGGAGGCAGCGGGCGGGUGGGUGUGGGGCGGUUGGUAUAUGGGCGAUGGCCAGGUCCUUCUCCCGAUGGCCCACGUGGCUGCCUACCUCAAGGCGUUCGACGCUGCCCUGGCCGCAUGCGGCGGGACUACUCGGUUGGCCCCUGACUCGACGCUCAAGAGCGUGGCGCGUUUGGUCGUCGGCGGCGCGGCGGCUAGGAGAGGUCUUGGACUCAUUGCCGGAGCCGUGGCGCGGGGCUUUAUUGGCGCAUUUGGAUUCCACCUCCGGCGCGUUGGCGGCGUGGCAGGCGGAGCUCCCGGCUUCGACUGCAGAUGUCGCAGCCCAGCUUUUCCAGGCUGGCGCGACUGCAGCGAUGAUGCGGGCUGCGCAGCUCGUGGGGCGGGUGCCGCUGCCCCCCCCGCGGGGCCUCCUCUGCCGACUGGCGCCGACGCGCUCCUGUCCCCGCUGGGAGCGGGCGAUUUCGAGCGUCCUGGGGUCGCACCUGGCCUCCAAGCGCGUCUGGCUGACCUCGUGGUCCGCCGCCGUUUCGAGUCCGUGGAGGAGGCGCUGCUAGAGCGGCGCGACGUGGCCGGCCUGGAGCUCCUCCGCGACCUGCGGGCACCGGGCACCGACCAUGGAUGGUUGUGGGAAUUCUCCGUGGCGCGGGCGCUUCGCCGCGCCGUCCCUCGCCCGUCUUAUGUGCUCACCGCUGCUGCCUUUGCCCGGCUGACGGCGCUCGACGUGGGCAUCGUGGUGCCGCGCGCGGCUAGGCCGUGCGAGAACGCCGCUGCGGCUUACGUUAACGGCAAGGUCGGCAAGAACGCGCCGCACCUGCCAGCGCUCGCUGCUGACGGGGUUGCCUACCGUCCCGUCUGGGCGACGUGGGGCCGCCCGCGCGAGGACGUGUCGGCCGCGGUCGCGCCCAUGGCGGCCGCGGCAGGGAGGCGUCUGGGCGCGCCUUUGCACGCGCUCCCCACGCGGGCCCGCGCCGCCAUUUGCGCUGCGAUCUGGCACCGAGCGGCGCGCAUGGUUGCUGCAAGCGGCCCGCUGCUCGCCCGAGAGGACGUUGGCGCCCUCCUGCUGGGGGCCUGGGCCGCCCACGCAGGUGACGCCGACGACGCCGCCUCCGACGUGGACCCGCCGGUGGAGCCGCCCCCGGCGGUGCUCUCUGACACCUGUUCGCCCGUCGCCUCCUGCCCGGCGUCGCCCGCCUGCCCUGCCCGCUUGUCCUCCGCCCUUGACUUGAUUUUUUUCGUGGGCACGACAGGGCCGGUGGGGUGCGUGGCGUUGGCGGAGGCACUGCCUGGCGCGGCGGGCAAGGCGCUGGCCGGCCCCGAGGACGGGGACGACUUGACUAGCGAGAUGCCCGGCUUCCACGGCUACCAGGUGAUGCAGGACUCUACAGCGGCUGCGGCUGACGCCGCUGAGUCCGUGGCGCACAACCCGACCCGCAUGGUGCUGCUGGCGAUGUAUCAGAAAAGGGGUGCUAUCACGGUGUGUGAGUUCUACAAACGAGGCCUGGUCAACACAAUCUUUAUGGUAUUUGGGUGGUAUGAGCCAGAAUGGUGGCUCGAUGACCCAGACCUCCAUGAUUGCACCCCGGAGCAGAUGACGGAGAUGGUCACAGGUUACAUAUCCGCCAACGUUCUCUUCUGGCGAUCCGAUCGAGACCAGCGGCUUUCCUGUUCCGACAACAUGACCGCAGGGGACUUUCGCCACGAGUGGGAACAGCGUCAAG
This is a messenger RNA of Prorocentrum cordatum, 3037 nucleotides long. Lineage: Eukaryota; Dinophyceae; Prorocentrales; Prorocentraceae. The record is from the annotation of a GenBank genome assembly.